AUGCAGUUCACUCUUCUAUCUCUCUUGGCGCUCUCGCCUCUCGCCGUUCUGGCGUCCCCGGCUGCUGUUCGUUCUGUUCCCCAGGAGCAGUACCCUGCCGUCGCUUCCCGCCUUGCCCUGAGCAUUGCCACCAUCAAUGCCCAGCCUACUGCUGCUUCUGAUGCUUCUGAGAACGAAGCUGCUGUUCCAACACAGGGACCCGGCCACGCUCAAGUCAAUGCGGCCAUGGCUGCUCGCAUGACCAUCACCUUUAAGAACAGCCAUGGUGAUGCCAUUUCCACCGUCCAUGUUCGUGAUCCUUCUGCCCCUGGACCUGUUUCUGGCAACACUGCUCCUGGAAAGAUGGCUGAUGGCUCAUCCGCCGUCGUUGUCUUCCCUCCUGGUUGGAUUGGAAACAUUGCCGUCAACGACGGUGCUUACUCCGACACUACCGGUGACGAAAGUUUGAUUGAAGCCAACUUCGUCAACAGCAAAGGCACCAUUAACGUCAGCUAUGUCAACGGUUUCUCUGCUGCCAUCACCUGCAAGUGCAACGAGAACAACAUCUACGUCGGCUGCAACAAGAACUUGUACUCUCUCCACAAGUGCAACACGAGCAACGGUCAGAACUCUUGCAGAAACCCAUCUCGCAACAAGGAUAAUGGUCCUGCUGAUGUCUUCUUCGCUCCUUGCCAUGGAAAGGGUGGUGCUUACACUUACCCCAAGGACGACAAUGCUAACCAGCUGACUUGGAAGUGCCCUUCGGAACAGUACACUUGCUGCGUCGGCUCCAAGUGUCCUCCCAACCCUAACCAGGCGCAUUGGUAA
Molecule: messenger RNA, 807 nt
Organism: [Torrubiella] hemipterigena
Lineage: Eukaryota; Fungi; Ascomycota; Sordariomycetes; Hypocreales; Clavicipitaceae
Source: the annotation of a GenBank genome assembly